AUGACAGGUUUGGGUUUGACCGUUACGGAGGAGGUAAAGCGGAGAGUCGGGCAGCACUUUGUGCUGGGCUUUCAUGGAUACGAUGUCAGCGAUGAUAUCAAGACGCUGAUUCAGAAGUAUUAUAUCGGGAAUGUGAUUCUUAUGAAGCGGAAUGUGCAAAGUGCGGCGCAGACGAAGAGACUCGUGGAUGCGCUGCAGACUUUGGCGAGAGAGGCGGGGCAGGAACAACCGAUGAUGAUUGGGAUCGACCAGGAGAAUGGACUCGUGUCGGCGUUCAGCUCACCCACCGCUGGGACUACGUUCCCUGGGGCGAUGGCGCUUGGUGCGACGGGCUCUGUUGAGCUUGCGGAGAGCAUUGCAAAGGCGUCAGCGGAUGAAUUGAGUAUGGUUGGGAUUAAUUGGGUGUAUGGGCCCGUGGCGGAUGUAAACACGGAUUCGAGGAACCCGGUUAUUGGUGUGCGCUCGUUUGGAGAUGAUCCGGAGAAAGUGGCAAAGUAUGUGGUGGCGACUGCGCGCGGGCAUGCGGCGGGCGGCGUCGCGUCGUGCGGGAAGCAUUUCCCAGGACACGGGGACACGCACGUCGACUCGCACCUCGCGUUGCCCGUGAUCCGCAAAACGCACGCCGAACUCGCAGCACAGGAGCUCGUCCCGUUCCGCGCACUCGUCGACGCGCGCGUGCCGAGCAUUAUGACGGGGCAUAUGGCGCUGCCGCUGGUGACGGGGGACGAGAGCCCGGCGUCGUUGGCGGGAGAGGUGACGCGGGGGUUGUUGAGGGGGGAGAUGGGGUACGAGGGCGUGGUUGUGACGGACUGUUUGGAGAUGGAUGCAGUGGCGGAUGUGAAGCAGGGCGGGUGUGGGAUUGAGGAGGGCGCGGUGAGGGCGUUGGAGGCGGGGGCGGAUGUGGUGAUGAUUUGCCAUACUUUUGCGAGGCAGGUUGGUGCGGUAAAGGAGGUGUAUGAGGCGUUGUGGCAGGGAAGGAUUACGUUGCAGGCGUUGGAGGAGAGCGAGGUGAGGGUACGAAAGAUGAAGGAGGUGUUUGGGAAGCAGCAGAGUGAUGAGGGAGAUUGGGGGAUGAAAUUUAUGGAGAUGAAGAUGCAGAAUGAGGAUGUUAGUCGCAAGGCAUAUUUGCAGAGCACGACGGUGGUGUGGAAUGGCGCGGGGGUUAUCCCGCUCAAAGUGGACACGGUUGUGCUGUUUACGCCUGAACCGGAGAGCGUGAAUCGCGCGGUAGACUCGGGAGACGGCGUGCUAAAGACCAGUGAUGGCGUUGUGAGGAACACGGCUGCUCCGUACUACCUCUCGCUGGCAAAGUCGCUGGAGAAGAGUGUCAAUGUGAGGCAUGUUGUGUACGCUGCUGGGCAGGAGCCUGCUGCGGUGGGCAACGACGAGGGCGUAAUUUUUGUGAUGCGCAACGCGGAUCUCAGGGCAUGGCAGAUUGAAUACCUCGACAAGUUGGUGGAGAAUAUUCAAGUUCCUUUGGUGCUUCUGUCGAGCUGCGGGCCGUAUGAUCUGGGCCACGGCGCGGGGGAAAGGUUUGCAGACUGGACGGGGUAUGUCGCCACAUAUGAGUUUACGGCAGAGGCGCUCGAUGCGGCGGCGGGUGUUAUUCUGGGCACGGACCAUUGUCAUGGGAAGCUGCCGGUGGUGGUUGGAUAG
Molecule: messenger RNA, 1656 nt
Organism: Psilocybe cubensis
Lineage: Eukaryota; Fungi; Basidiomycota; Agaricomycetes; Agaricales; Agrocybaceae
Exons: 7
Coding region: 1-1656 (551 amino acids)
Biological process (GO): peptidoglycan turnover; carbohydrate metabolic process
Molecular function (GO): hydrolase activity, hydrolyzing O-glycosyl compounds
Source: RefSeq, a predicted model, not a curated record